CAACACACAAAACAGCAAAAUCUUACUCUGAUUCAACCAAGACAUGAAGACUUCAAUUGUUUUCUUCAUUUUCUGCAUUUUUCUCAUGUUCGCCGACUUCAGCCAUGCGAGAGAGGAACCAAGGGACUACUGGAAAAAUGUAAUGAAGGACCAACCGAUGCCUGAAGCAAUCAAAGGCCUUUUGCAUCAAGAUCAAGCUUCAGCUAUGGGUUCCGGGAAGAAAAUGAACAAUUUUGUCAAGGAUUUCGAUAGCAGACAUAGCCUUAUAAUAUACCACAGUAAUCUCAAGCACAAAGAUGAAGAUAUGCCUUAUGUCAAGGACUUGAAGGAUCAGAGACCUUGAAUUAAUGGAAGUUUCUUCUCAUA
Molecule: messenger RNA, 366 nt
Organism: Hibiscus syriacus
Lineage: Eukaryota; Viridiplantae; Streptophyta; Magnoliopsida; Malvales; Malvaceae
Product: organ-specific protein S2-like
Exons: 2
Coding region: 44-343 (99 amino acids)
Source: RefSeq, a predicted model, not a curated record